This is a messenger RNA of Hippopotamus amphibius kiboko, 1797 nucleotides long. RefSeq names its product acyl-CoA thioesterase 9 (gene ACOT9). Gene Ontology annotation, biological process: acyl-CoA metabolic process. The transcript has 16 exons. Bases 92 to 1579 code for a protein of 495 amino acids. Gene Ontology annotation, cellular component: mitochondrion. Lineage: Eukaryota; Metazoa; Chordata; Mammalia; Artiodactyla; Hippopotamidae. Gene Ontology annotation, molecular function: fatty acyl-CoA hydrolase activity. The record is from RefSeq and is a predicted model, not a curated record.
GCGUCUCGCCAAAGAGUGGGCCUGCAAGCGCAGCGUGGCUCCGCCCCUAGCUGCGUGGCUCCGCCCCCGCCCCCUCCCGCGGCCACGCUGCAUGGGUGCGGUCGAGCGAGGUCCAGUCCUGCGCCCGCGUUCCCUCUCCCUCUCGCGCGCCCCAUUGCCUCCAGUUCCCUCCGCCGAGCGGCGCGCGGGCCUGGGUCUGUGGUCACGUGCGCGGCGGCAGGCAAGCGCGAUGAAGCGGGCGGCGCUGCGGCUUUGUACCCUGAGCAAGGGACUGCUUGCUCCCAGCAGAGGACUAACUCAAGGAUCUGAGAAUCCUGAGAAACACGGAGUCUUCCACAUUCAUGAAGCAUGUUCACCAAUACAUGUGAAUCAUGUUCGAGAUAAGUUGCGGGAGAUAGUAGGAGCAUCCACAAACUGGAGAGACCAUGUGAAAGCAAUGGAGGAAAGAAAAUUACUUCAUGGUUUUUUGGCCGAGUCACAAAAAGGACUGCCACCUAGGAGAAUGAAAGACAGUUACAUCGAAGUUCUCUUGCCUUUGGGCAGUCAGCCUGAAUUACGAGAGAAAUAUUUGACUGUUCAAAACACCGUAAGGUUUGGCAGGAUUCUUGAGGAUCUUGACAGCUUAGGAGUUCUUAUUUGCUACAUGCACAACAAAAUUCAUUCAACUAAGAUGUCUCCUUUAUCGAUAGUUACAGCUCUGGUGGACAAGAUUGAUAUGUGUAAGAAGAGCUUAAGCCCAGAACAGGACAUCAAGUUCAGUGGCCAUGUUAGUUGGGUUGGGAAGACGUCCAUGGAAGUGAAGAUGCAUAUGUUCCAGUUACAUGACAAUGAAUUUUCUCCUGUUUUGGAUGCAACAUUUGUAAUGGUGGCUCGUGAUUCUGAAAAUAAAGGGCCGGCGUUUGUAAAUCCACUCACCCUUGAAAGCCCAGAGGAAGAAGAGCUCUUUAGACAAGGAGAAUUGAACAGGGGGAGAAGGGUCACCUUCAGCUCCACGUCAUUACUGAAAAUGGCUCCCACUGCUGAGGAGAGGACAACCAUACAUGAGAUGUUUCUUAACACGCUGGAUACAAAGACUAUAAGUUUUCGAAGUCGAGUUUUACCUCCUAAUGCGGUGUGGAUGGAGAAUUCAAAACUGAAGAGCUUGGAUAUUUGCCACCCUCAGGAGCGGAACAUUUUCAAUCGAAUCUUUGGUGGUUUCCUUAUGAGGAGGGCAUAUGAACUUGGAUGGGCUACUGCUUGUAACUUCGGUAGUGGUUCCCGACCAUUUAUAGUUGCUGUGGAUGAUAUCAUGUUUCAGAAACCUGUUGAGGUUGGAUCAUUGCUGUUUCUUUCCUCGCAGGUUUGCUUUACCCAGGAGAAUUACAUUCAAGUCAGAGUACACAGUGAGGUGGCCUCUCUACAGAAUAAAGAGCAUAUGACCACCAAUGUCUUUCAUUUCACGUUCAUGUCGGAAAAAGAAGUGCCCUUGGUUUUCCCCAGAACAUAUGGAGAGUCCAUGUUGUAUUUAGAUGGGCAGCGGCAUUUCAACUCCAUGAGUGCACCAGUGACCUUGAAAAAGGACUACCUCGUCGAGCCCUAGGAAGACUGCGUGUGUUGAAGGCCAGCGUCCCCCAGAGACACGGUGCCUGAUGAAGGCCUGAGCAAGUGUAUUGGUUUUAGUGCUUAGUCUCAUCCUCCAUAGAGAAGAAGGAUGUAUUCAGCUUUUAGGAUGAUCAGAAGAGUAGAAUGAGAGAAUGGCUGAGUGGGGCAGAGGGCGAAAGAAUUAUUGAAUAAUAAAUACUUUCAAGACAAUUUAAA